AUGCUAAAGGAGGUAUACAGCACCUCGCGCAACAUCCGGCGCGAUGCCCUCGAACGACUGGCCAAACUAUCGGCCGAGAGCAGCAGCGGACACGAUGAUGGGCGAGACAUCGAACGACUAUGCGCUUUGGGAGGAUCGAAGCUGGAAGUACUCGUGGCCUUGUGCAAGGCCGCUCCUUUAGUACAAACCACUCGAGAUGCUGAAGCGCUGUUGCAACAACUCGCUCCGUAUGUGGCAGAGGCGCAUAGGCAAGCCUUCCGAGCGACGCCCCUACACCAGCAUCUGCCGCCUUGGGAGACUAUCUCCUACGAUCUGACCACUGCUAUCCUUUCACUGGGUCUCAAUCACCCUUCUUUGCGUGCGCGCGCCUGCUCGACCAUCAGCGAGGCUGUGGACGAGGUGACAUUGAGCGCAGAGAACACUGCGUGGCUCAAGCCAUUGCCAGAGGGUCAGACCGAAUAUGAAAUCAACGAUGACACGCUGCGAGUGGUCCAGAUCAGUGUAUCUCUCUUGGGCUUCUUCAAUGGUAUCGCCGGUUAUAUGCAAGUGUGGAGCCCAGAUCAACGCAUGAGUCUUCUGCCACAGUUUAAGAGAAUCCUGUCUGAGAAAUUCAUGGUGUCUCUGGAGGGUGCCCUGUCGGCUAUCCGUAACUCGUAUACCAAACACCGAAUGGUGAAUCAGUGGAAGCGAUGGGACACUCAGUACGCGGCACAAGGGCGUCCUUUGGGUGCCAUGCUUCUCCAACAAGCUUUCAUGCAUAUCGUGGAAGAGACCACGUUGGCACUUCUCCCGAUCCACGAGCCCCUCGCUUCAGCUGACCUGUUGGACACUCUUCUGCAGCAAGAUCCUCACAAGUACCAAAAUAAAGUCCACUCUGCCAACGGUAUUGUGGAUAACCUUACUGAGCUGGUCACCAGUGAGAUCAAGUUUCUAGACGAUGAAGCAGACUAUCUCAAAUUGGGCUCUGUCUGGCAACAGAAGCAGGCACGAGACGUGAAAGCGAGUGCACUGCGUAGCUUUCUCUGUUGCUGUAUCUUGAGCGGCGGCACCCCUAACGACGAUCUUCUGCUGGACUGGCUGAGCGCCAUCACGGCCGACCCCGACCAGAUGGUGGACGAAGAUCUUGCGAAGACCGUGCUCAAAUCGAUGGCUGUGCUUGCUCGCAUCUCGGAGACGGUAGUCACAAGCUUGACACGAUACUUGCCCAGGCUGAUUGUGAACGGCAAGAUGACCGCCACCACUGCCGCUGUCGCCUGCGAAUGCCUUGCUCGCGUGCUGAAGCCACUCUCUCAGGACGUCGUCAUCAGUACACUCUACAGCUUGGGCAACAUUCUCAGUACGGACGUCGAUGGACAGGCCAAUCAUACGACAAUUUUCGACAGUAGCUUCAGCAUUGCCCAUAAUGACAAUGGCAACGGCUUCACAUCACAUCAGGGCUUUGGCAGCUCCAUUUCUUUAGUCCUGAGCGACGAGGAAGAAACGGCGGCCGCGUAUGGCACACUCGUGGCAGCCAUUGUUGCCAUUGCGGUUGCGCGCAGUGAAGCACAGCUCACUGCUUUAGUGUCUUCGAUGCUUCUGCAGAAAAUUGGAAAGAUCAGUCCCGCUGUGGACGCGCGGAUCAUCGUCGAAACCGCCGCACUUGGUCUUUCUGGGGGCGUCUCCGAGUUGAAGGGCUUACUCCGAAUUUAUGCACGAAUCAAUAGCGAAGCGCUCUCUCAAAAUAACACCCUGCUGAGCUCGGCCGUAUUCGAGGCUCGCACUCGACUUGCCGUGCAUGUAAAGCAAGAUUCGCCAUUCUACGAGAUCUAUUUGUUGCAUCUACUGGCGCAAUGCGUCGGCAGUGGGGAGGCUCCUGGAGACAAAGCUGCAGACACCGCAUUGGCGCAGAGGACCAUUGCUGGUCUGCUGCGUCCGCUGGCACUCCUCGCCUCGCAACAUGCUGGAAGGACACCUGUUUUUGAGAACGGAGAUGAAGUGCUUGCUCUGGGACGCGACGCCUGGUUCAACCUCGUAGUACAGGGCUAUACAUUGAAAUCGCAGCUGAUUCAAGAUCACAUCGAAGACUUGCAGACAGUGGCACUCUACAGCUUGCCGUUGGUUGACGAAGCUAGGGUUGACAUGCCUGAGAGUGGCAUCGAUCUUGACCCGGUACUGCGCAGAGGCAAGAGUGAUCAUGCGCUCGAUGCUCAGCGACACUCGUUGAAAGCAGCGUUGCCGCACUGCGAGUCCGACAUCAGAAGUCUGAGCUACCAAGAGUGCGUGUUCCUCAACGCUGCGCUGCUCGUGUCGACGCUGCGCGCACGAGGUGGACACUGCACUGCAACUCUGCCAUAUUUCCUCGAAAGCAAGGUCAAGACCGGUCCUCUGAACAAUUGCAUGCUGGCAGUCUCCAACCACAGCGUCGAGGUAUACCUGCAGCGCGCUCUCUCCGCCAAGCGGCAAGACUUCGCUGCACCACAGGUAGCAGUGCAGCUUGCGGCAUUCUUCGAGGGCUGCUGUCAUCGCAUCGCAAAGGUGCAAAUCGCUGCAGUGGCCGCUUGUGAUCGACUUAUCGCCCAAGUCCCAUCUGCGCUCUGUCAGAAGUCAUCUCUGUUUGCCUUGCUAGAGUUGUUAUCUCUGAUGUGGAAAGCAUGUCUUGACACAGAGACUGACGAAUACUCCUUCAAGACGCGCUACGAGUCACAGAAAGCGAAGGUGUCUAUUCAACUUUCGGACGAUGCGCAGUUCCGCCAAGUCACCUUGACCAACUUUUAUAAUAAAUGCAGAGUCUGGGUCUCGCGUGCCGUCCGCGUGGCCCCAUUGGACGUGAAGGGUGUCUUGCAGGCUUACCUUGAGGACUACGAUGACGACGGCGCAUACGGGCACAUUGCGCUCGGCCGCUCGUUCGCUGUCGAGAUGGGUGAGCUGAUCCCAGCGAGCGACCAGAGAUUGACCAGCCUGGACAGUCAGCGCACGAUCGGCAUCAAUACUGCUUCCGACUUCAUCGCUCAAUACACCACUCGGCAGUGGUAUCGAAAAUUCGAUGGCACGCUGGCAGGUGAGGCCGACGACGAAUGGGCGCUUGUCGACUACAGCGGUAAAGCACGUGUUGCUCUGUUUGAUGCGAAUAGUCCAGUUCACGAUGUGGCCGAGGAGUUGAGGGACCUCUCUCGUCGUCUACGAGCGCAUGAGCAUGUUCCCUUUGCAGAAGUGACCGCAAGCCUGCGCAAAGCUGCUGGCUUCAUUAGCAGAAGCGCUUCAGACCGUGUCAUUCUCAUCCAAGGUCUCGUCGCGAUCCCAUUCACUAUUUUCACGAAGCAAUCCAUUCGACUUGGAAUCUCCUUGUGGCUGGGCGUCAUCAAAGAGAACCCCAGUCUCGAAUCGAGAGUGCUCAUGGAGGUGGCUGCGGGCUGGGAGGCCUCUGUCAGGCUGAAGCGAGGCUUCUUCUCGACGUCUUUGCACCACCAUCAUCUCGAUCCGUUUUACAUCAAGGAAGAGUUUGCGCCGUCCGACUGGGAAAAGACGAAGAGGCGUGAGAAGCUCAUUCAGGACUUGGUCGCGCCGCAUCUCGCACUCACUCAUAGCCUGUCCAGCCACUUCAGCGCCACAAGACUGACAUCGACCUCGCUCGAGAGGGUAUAUGCACGGCUGAUGCGUAACACGCUUCUUCAGAUGCAAAAGAGCGUCAACCAACCCCUCGCGCGAGAAGUACACUUCCACAUCAUCUUGCUGGCGCUGAACAUUCUUCAAUUCUGCACCGGCCUGCACACUUCAGCUCAGUGGCGGCUCAAGGAUGCCAUUCUCUCUGCGGGCUUGUCCUGGUUCGCAGUGGCGCCCAGAUGGUCCUUUGGCAGUAACAGACUGCAAGUCAAGGCGGAGCGAAAGAUCCUCAACGAUGUGACUCACGCGCUCAAUGGGCUUACGGAUAUCGGCGCCAGGGCCACCCGAUCGUUGCCAUCUCUGCAGCAAAAGGAGGCCCUUCUGUUACAGCUUAUCAAGCACGAGAUUGGCAAGCUCACGGUCUGGAUCACUCCACUUGGCCAGGAUACCACAAACCCAGCAGCUCCUGGACAUUCCGAACUGCAGAGUCAAGAAGGGAUUCUGUCUGGUCUGCUGCAAACCGCCUGGGAAGAGGACCCGCGUAUUGCAGUUCAGCUCGCGACUCGAUUUCCACAUUCUUCGCGGCUGCGCCACGAUGUUCGACAAUAUCUUCUCCGUCAUCCCGAAAAGGCCAUUCACGAGCCGGAUGCGCUAUACCUCCUGCUUGGAUCCGAAUUGCCUGCAGACAUUAAGACUCAGCUGCGAUAUCUGCUCUAUUGGGCCCCGAUCAAUCCCAUGGCCGCCGUGACAUACUUUAUGCCUGCGUACAAGAACCAUCCACUCAUCAUUCAGUAUGCUGUUCGUGCUCUGGAGAGCCACUCGGUCGACAUCACCUUCUUCUAUGUGCCGCAAAUCGUGCAGACUUUGCGAUACGAUGAGCUGGGUUACGUCCAGCGCUACAUCGUCGAGGCGGGUGUGUUCUCUGGUCUUUUUGCGCACCAGAUCAUCUGGAAUCUCAAGGCCAAUGCGUACAAGGAUGAAAACUCGGAAGUGCCAGAUCCUGCAAAGCCCGUCUUUGACCGCGUCAUGGAAUCUCUGAUCGAAAGCUUCACACCAGACGAUAAGGACUUUUACGAGCGCGAAUUCAAUUUCUUUGGCAAAGUUACCGGUAUUUCAGGCACACUCAAGCCACUCAUCAAGCGUCCCAAGCCAGAAAAGAAGGCGAAAAUUGAGGAAGAACUCCGCAAAAUUGAUCUCGAUGUGGGUGUCUAUCUCCCUUCGAACCCUGAUGGAGUGGUCAUUGGUAUCGAUCGCAAGUCUGGCAAACCCCUACAAUCCCACGCCAAGGCUCCUUUCAUGGCCACGUUCCGCAUCAGAAAGGAUUUGGGUAAUAUGGAAGCAGACUCUGCCGACGAGUCGGAAGCGCUCACUCAGAACAGGUCCCACACCUACGAAGUGUGGCAGUCCGCCAUCUUCAAAGUCGGAGAUGAUUGUCGUCAAGACGUCCUCGCCCUCCAACUGAUCGCAGCGUUUCGCGGAAUCUUCAAUAACGUGGGUCUCGAUGUCUACGUCUUCCCAUACCGCGUGACCGCCACCGCUCCCGGAUGUGGUGUCAUCGACGUCCUCCCCCACUCCAUUUCCCGAGACAUGUUGGGUAGAGAAGCGGUCAAUGGACUGUACGAAUACUUCAUCUCCAAGUACGGAAGUGAAGACUCGAUCAAAUUCCAACAAGCGCGAAGCAAUUUCAUCAAAUCCAUGGCCGCCUACUCCAUCAUCAGCUACCUCUUGCAAUUCAAAGACCGCCACAACGGCAACAUCAUGGUCGACGACGCCGGCCACAUUUUGCACAUCGAUUUCGGAUUUUGCUUCGACAUUGCCCCCGGCGGCGUCAAAUUCGAACGAGCUCCUUUCAAACUCACGCCGGAGAUGGUGGCGGUCAUGGGCGGCAAGGACAGCCAAGCAUAUCGACAAUUCGAAGAAUUAUGCGUCAAAGUCUUUUUGGCGAGUCGACAAUAUGUCGAACAAUUGUCGCAUAUUGUGCUCACCAUGUUGGACUCGGGUCUGCCGUGUUUCAAACCGCAGACGCUGCAGCACUUUCAGGAGAGAUUUGUCAUGGAGAAGAGUGAGAGCGAGGCUGCUGGGUUUGUGCGGAAAUUGGUGCAUUGGAGUGAGAGGAGUCAUUCGACUGCCGUCUACGAUUAUUUCCAGCUGUUGACGAAUGGAAUCCCGUACUAGGUACUUCGUCUUCUCGCGGGCCUUGCGAUUGACGUGGUCCGUGAAGAUCGAGGUGGAAGCAAUGGAGAGAGAGUGUGGGGUUUAUACACAGCUACUACC
Molecule: messenger RNA, 5853 nt
Organism: Sphaerulina musiva SO2202
Lineage: Eukaryota; Fungi; Ascomycota; Dothideomycetes; Mycosphaerellales; Mycosphaerellaceae
Exons: 2
Coding region: 1-5754 (1917 amino acids)
Biological process (GO): phosphatidylinositol-mediated signaling; phosphatidylinositol phosphate biosynthetic process
Cellular component (GO): cytoplasm; plasma membrane
Molecular function (GO): 1-phosphatidylinositol 4-kinase activity
Source: RefSeq, a predicted model, not a curated record